Molecule: messenger RNA, 3345 nt
Organism: Xenopus laevis (African clawed frog)
Lineage: Eukaryota; Metazoa; Chordata; Amphibia; Anura; Pipidae
Gene: inhbb.S
Product: inhibin subunit beta B S homeolog
Exons: 2
Coding region: 435-1547 (370 amino acids)
Cellular component (GO): extracellular region
Molecular function (GO): cytokine activity; growth factor activity
Source: RefSeq, a predicted model, not a curated record
UCCGAGCCAGAUUGAGGAGGGAUCCUUAGGCAGGAUAGGGCACUGGAGCAGUUGGGGAUGCCUGGAGUUAUGAGUUUGGGAGAUCCCAGACUGCAGGGCUUGGGAGGGACCAGCGCUUUGGUGGUAACAAGUGGAGGUUUGCAGGUGAUGCAAAGGGGGAUCUAAGGAUGAUGAGGGAGAAGGCAGGAAAGAGGGAGAUCCCAGUACAGGGGCCAGAGGGAGGGGACAGGAUUGAGAGGGAGAUCCCAGGCAGCACCCAGUAAGUGAGGGAGGGGGCGGAGCAGACACACACUCAGUCUCCCAGUGACACUUGCUCAUUACAGGGAGCCUCAGAGCGCAGAGCAGACUGGCAGCACCUUCCAGGCCGGACUCACAGCUUCUCUCUCCGCUUGGAGACCCUCGCCGGGAGGUGGAUCCGGACCCAGCGCCGCCCCAUGGCUCUCCCGAUACUGCCUCUGCUUCUGGCCGGACUCCUGCGCACUUGUGCCCCCAGCCCCACUCCCGAGCCCGGCUGCCCCUCCUGCCACCCCCCGAUGGAGCCCGAGAUGCUGGAGGCGGUGAAGCGUCACAUUCUAACUCUGUUGCACAUGCAGGAUCGGCCGAACAUCACACACACGGUGCCCCGGGCCGCCAUGGUCUCUGCCCUAAGGAAACUACACGCCGGCCGCGUCCGGGAAGAUGGGAACCUGGAGAUCCCUGAUCUGGAUGGGCACAGCCUCCCGCCCCCCGGGCACAGCACCGAGAACAGCGCCGAGAUCAUCAGCUUCGCCGAAACAGAUGAUGUGACAGCUUCCAGGGUCCGCCUCUCCUUCACUAUCGCCAAUGAGGGGAACCAGAACUUAUUUGUGUUCCAGUCCAACCUGUGGCUGUACCUGAAGCUCCCAGAGGUGAUGGAUAAAAGCCGGCGCAAAAUCCGUAUAAAGGUGCAUUUCCAGGAUGCAUUUAAUCCUGAGAAAAUUAACAUGGUGGAGAAAAAAGUCGACAUCCGGAGAAGUGGUUGGCACACCUUUCCCCUUACUGAGGCCAUCCAGUCUCUCUUUGAGGAAGGGGAGCGGAGGCUGAACCUGGAGGUCCAGUGUGAUGGCUGUGGGGAAUAUUCAGUCAUCCCUGUCUAUGUUGACCCUGGAGAAGAAUCGCAUCGCCCCUUUCUGGUGGUGCACGCCAGGCUUGCUGACAACAAGCACCGGAUCCGUAAAAGAGGCCUUGAGUGCGAUGGACGCACCAAUCUGUGCUGUAGACAACAGUUCUACAUUGACUUUCGCCUUAUUGGCUGGAAUGAUUGGAUAAUAGCCCCUGCUGGUUAUUAUGGGAAUUACUGUGAAGGCAGUUGCCCGGCCUACUUGGCUGGAGUCCCUGGGUCUGCGUCGUCCUUUCACACUGCGGUGGUGAAUCAGUACAGAAUGAGAGGGUUGAACCCAGGGACGGUGAACUCGUGCUGCAUUCCCACCAAGCUCAGUACAAUGUCCAUGCUUUACUUUGAUGAUGAGUACAAUAUUGUCAAGAGGGAUGUGCCCAACAUGAUUGUGGAAGAGUGCGGCUGUGCAUGAUGGGAAAGUUAAGGACAGUACCAAGUUCAUUGUGAUCCCUUCUGCCCAUGGGAUCUUUGGAGGUCGAUGUCUCACACUUGAGAGCAGUGGGGUCUGUGAGCCUCCCAUCGCAGACUUGUUCCAAUACCUAAAUAAUAAUAUCACAUGGGACUGUCAGUGCCAGUGGCCACCAUGGUGGGUCACCAGCGAUCAGCAAACAUGUUCAUUUCAUGCCAGCGAGUCCUGGCAAAUGGAUAAAAGCAAAGAGGGUUUCACCUGCCUUAGGAGGCAGUAGGGCAACCAUGAGGUUACAUUCCUUUAGUCUCGAGUGACCAACCAAAACCUCCUCUGACCAGGUAACAGCUGCCUCCGACUCUCCAUGUAAUUCGCCUAUAGCACUUUUUAUAGAGGAAUGUAUAGUUACAUUGUAGUGGAACUAAAGGGGGGCCAUGUCUCCUGCACUGCUUGGUGAUGAUGGUGGGACUUAGCAAGCACUCGAAGACACCACCUACUCCAGUCUAGCUCUUGACUACAAUAGAGGACAGCGCUUCCGUUCUGCCGUACAGCCGCAAGUGACUCUUAUACAAAUAGUACUGUAACCUGCAGUCCUUAUCUCACAACCCUCUGAGCUGCCUCUUGCCGCAACUAGAGUGACCAGGGCUCCUUUGAUUGACUUGCCUUAUUAUUGACCUGUAGCCUCACAGAGGGCGGAGAAGUUAGCGAGCGAAGAAAUGGUCAUAAUGAUCCUUCUGCCGGAAUAUCCAAGGUCCUUUACCUUAAAAGCAUAGCACUUGCAACUGCUGAGGACACAUUUCAAAACAAUUUGCACUUCUCACUGCCUUGAAUAGAUGGCACUUGACAGUGCACUUAGCAUGACUCACUAUCCAGUCGUCGGUGGGUCAUCCUGCACCCAGCUUGGGCUCUAAAAACAGCUCUUGUAUCCACAAAAUGGUGUGCUGUAUCUGUGGCUUUGGGAGACAAUUCCAUAAGAAUCUACCUGCGCUAAGGCUGUGUCGUUGACAUCAGCUAUAAUAUACUGUGCCCAGACAUGGUUCCAUCAGCUUCAGGGCACACAUAUCAUUUCAUUCAGUUCAUGGUGAAGCCUGAUCAUCAACUCAAACCCUCAGAGGCAGCAACUGCUUUGGCCCCUCUGGCACUUAAAUGGUUAAGCAGGGGGGUCCUCUUGGUGCCCUUGCAAUGACCAAGCCUCACGGUGACUGGACUGGUCCUAUCAGUCCCCCCAAAGGGCUGUGUGCCUGAGCUAUGCAUUUCACGUACACUGGACAGGAAAGACUUCACGGCAAUCGUAAUUUUUUUUGCUAAUAUAUAAAUAUCUAUAUUUUUUAUACUUGAAAAUGAAUUUUGUUGGCUUAAAUGUGUGUGGUUUUUCUCUGAAGCGAAGGAAUGCCUGUGACGUUUUGCACUGAAUCUGCGCAUUAUUCAACACAAAAAGAAAAAAAAACUGCCAUUUUUUAUUUGUAAGGGAGAAAAAAAAAGAAAAUUGCUAUUUUUAUAGAGAUGGAAUAAACUUUCUACUGUAUUAUAAAACAUUUUGGAACCAAAGAGGCCAAUUUGUCAUUCCGAGGCAACCGCUGUAUUUUAUUUGUACAUUUCAUCUCGUCUUUUCUACUGCAAUUGAAUGUAGAACCGGGGAAUCCGGCCUGUUUAGUAUCAAAUGCGCGCAUUCCUAAACCUUCUCUUAUUUAAUAUGGCGUUUCCUUAGUAACAUUACUUAUUCAUAAUAAUAAUUUAAAUACCAAACGUUGCAUUUAGAAAUUCCUGUGCUGUACAGUUACAAUAAAGAAGAAUAUGGAAAAGA